Messenger RNA from Tachysurus vachellii, 1063 nucleotides. Its product is annotated as vitelline membrane outer layer protein 1 homolog. Bases 87 to 719 code for a protein of 210 amino acids. The record is from RefSeq and is a predicted model, not a curated record. The transcript has 4 exons. Lineage: Eukaryota; Metazoa; Chordata; Actinopteri; Siluriformes; Bagridae.
GACCAAAGCCUGGGCUAGAACAUCUUUAACCUGCAAAGAUAGAACACCAGUAGAAGGAGAAAGUGCUAUCAACCAAGGCUGCAACAAUGCUUAGGCUAGUUUGUUGUACACUGAUUGUUUUUCUGGCAUUAUUUGGAUGCCAUGUAAAGGGUAAAAGAGCUCAGCGGACCGCUGACAGACCCUUUAAAUCACUGUUAAUUGUGGAUAAUGGACAACGCUGGGGCACCUGGGGUCUUAAAGAAAUGUGUCCAAUGGGAUACUACGCUGCAGGCUUUAGUCUAAAGGUUGCAGGUUACUGGGAAUCUUUGCUAAUUGGUGAUAACACUGCACUAAAUGGAAUCCGUCUUCAUUGUGUUAACUCACUUAAAGGAUCAGGACCAUACACUGACUAUGCCACAGUACAAUCUGAUACUGGAAGCUGGGGUAAAUGGACAGAUAUUCAAUGGUGUAACUCGGGAAUGUUAAAAAGUUUUCAGCUGCGUGUGGAACCUUACCAAGGAACCGCGUGGGACGAUACAGCAGCAAAUAAUAUCAAGUUUAAAUGCAGUGAAAACGAUGCGGAAAUUAAAGGGGCAGGAAUGUCUUGGGGUGACUGGGGUUCAUGGAGUGACUCCUGUACAGGAACUGGCAUCUGUGGAAUCCAGACAAUGGUGGAGGAACCAAAAGGUGUGGGAGACGAUACAGCAUUGAAUGAUGUGCGGCUCUACUGCUGCGAAUAAUUUGUGUGUGUUUGCUGACAUUCUACAAGCAUCUGGACCUAUAGUGAAGGGAUACACACCAUUAUUUCAAAGGGUUUUAUAGUAUUUAAGUUGGUAUUUUGAUGAUAGUGGUGGAGAACACUGUUUAUCACAUUGCUGAAAAAUCUUUCAAAGAUGUUUAACUGGGUUGAAAUCUGGUGACUGGAAAGGCAGUUAAAGUUUUUUCUUAUCUCUCAUCUUGUAUCUUCAGAUAUUUGCAGAUGCUACUAUAAAUUCUGUUCAUUGUUUUCUUCAGAUGUUCUUCUGUAAUAUGCUCAAACCAGUGUGUGAUGAGACAAAAACUAAAAAAUAAACUCAUAAAAGUC